CCCAUCCAAAGCAUCGUCUCUUUCCGGCCCUAUAAAGCCAUGACCCAGCACUGCCGUUUCUACACGAUCCGCGAUCGGCGAGCUGCCUUUUUUUUUCUUGACAUUGUGCUGAAAGCAAGGAGAGGUGUAUCAGAAUCCCGGCCUUCUCAGGAAAGCAAAAGAUGGAAGCACCAUCGAUCACCGUGAAGUCCGUCGCCGAUGGGCCGCAGCUCAAGGAAAUCAUGAAGAAUGCUGCUGAGGAUGGUGGCAACAAGUUGCUGGUGCUGGAGUUCAUGGCGCCGUGGUCGGAGCCGUGCAAGUACAUGAGCAAGGUGCUAGAUGGAAACCCCGCCGGGAGAGGACUUGCAUACGAUUUGCGAGGCUAUGCUGACUUUUACGCGCUUGACAUCACCAAAUUCAGGCAAUUUGCACAGCGCAUGACAGUGGAGGCCCUGCCGACGUUUCUGCUACUCACGAAGGGCUACACGGUGCUGGCCCGCGUCGUAGGCGUUGACAAGGAAGAGCUCAGGAGCAGCAUCAUGCAGGAACACAGAGACAAAGCAGCUGCUGGGGCCGGCCAGGAAAAGAUCUGAGGCGGGCACUAAAAAUAACCACCUCUGUUAAUGAAGGCGAUCAUUUCUUAUUAACCGAGGCUGUUAAGAAAACCGCAUCGCAAAAUCGAUUAACAGAGGCGGUCAGUUUUAAGACGACUCUGUUAAUAAUUCUAUUUUCAAAGGCCCAUCGCACCUGGUAUUUUCCAUGGCAUAUUCUCCAUCUUGGCACUAGUACAGCAAAACUAAGGAAAUCUGUACAUCUGAAAUCUCUUGAAUGAGCUGUGGUUCAGUAGAAAUUCAGUGAAGAAUCAGUGUGUACCAUAGUGAGGAACGUUAAAGGGCGUGGUGAUUAAGCUCUUGGUUCAAUCAUUUGAUGCCUGUGUCUGACAUUUGUGA
This is a messenger RNA of Panicum virgatum (switchgrass), 929 nucleotides long. Its product is annotated as thioredoxin H-type 2-like. Lineage: Eukaryota; Viridiplantae; Streptophyta; Magnoliopsida; Poales; Poaceae. The transcript has 5 exons. The coding region runs from base 162 to 572 and encodes 136 amino acids. The record is from RefSeq and is a predicted model, not a curated record.